Tetrahymena thermophila SB210 is the source of this 564-nucleotide messenger RNA. Its product is annotated as NAC domain protein. NCBI's taxonomy places the organism in Eukaryota, Ciliophora, Oligohymenophorea, Hymenostomatida, Tetrahymenidae. Gene Ontology annotation, biological process: protein targeting to membrane. The transcript is spliced from 3 exons. Gene Ontology annotation, cellular component: nascent polypeptide-associated complex; cytoplasm. The record is from RefSeq and is a predicted model, not a curated record.
AUGACUGACGCUGAAUAGAAGCUCCACGAUCACGAACACGUCCACGGUGAAGACUGCGACCACGAUCACGAUCACGAACAUGAUCACGACGACUCUGACUCUGAUGAUGAAAAGGGCGACAAGAAGGCUAACAGAGGUGAAAAGAAGUUCAAGAAGGCUAUGGCCAAGCUCGGCAUGAAGUCUGUUGAAGGUAUCAACAGAGUCACCAUUAGAAAGGGCAAGAACUUACUUUUAUAUAUUGACAACCCCGAUGUCAUGAAAUCACCUGGUGCUGAAAACUCUUACAUCAUCUUCGGUGAAGCCAAGAUCAACGAUUUCGCUCAAAACUUAGCUGCUUCUGAAGCUGAAAAGUUCAACUCCAAGGCUCCCACUCAAGCUCCCAAGACCGAAACCACCGCUGAAACCACCGAAGAAGCUGAAGGUGACCUCGACGAAACUGGUUUGGAUGCUGAAUCCAUCAAGAUGGUCAUGGAACACGGUAAGUGCACCAAGGCUAAGGCCAUCAAGGCUCUUAGAGAAACCGAAGGUGACGCCGUUACUGCUAUCAUCAAGGUCCAAGAGUGA